AUGGGCCUCGAAGAGACGCUGUUUGUUGGGCGUGACGUGACGUCACAGAUCGCGCGCACCAACCAGAGGCCAGAUGUGGAGCUGUGCGAGCCGCUGCUACGAGACCCUCCAGACACAGUGUGGAGCUGUGCGAGCCGCUGCUACGAGACCCUCCAGAUACAGGCACGGGUCGCUAGCCCGCACGAGCUUGUGAGCAAGUGUCUAGUAAGUCUCGGGUGUGGCGUGCAGUGUGAAGCUGUGCGAGCCGCUGCUACGAGACCCUCCAGACACAGGCACGGGUCGCUAGCCCGCACGAGCUUUGUGGAGCUGUGCGAGCCGCUGCUACGAGACCCUCCAGACACAGUGUGGAGCUGUGCGAGCCGCUGCUACGAGACCCUCCAGACACAGGCACGGGUCGCUAGCCCGCACGUGCUUGUGAGCAAGUGUCUAGUAAGUCUCGGGUGUGGCGUGCAGUGUGAAGCUGUGCGAGCCGCUGCUACGAGACCCUCCAGACACAGGCACGGGUCGCUAGCCCACACGUGCUUUGUGGAGCUGUGCGAGCCGCUGCUACGAGACCCUCCAGACACAGUGUGGAGCUGUGCGAGCCGCUGCUACGAGACCCUCCAGACACAGGCACGGGUCGCUAGCCCGCACGAGCUUCUCUUCAGGACUGGGUGUGGCACACUUGCCUCGACUUACUACGUACCCUCGCAGCAAGAAACUGGCCAGAAUCAUCAGCUCUCGCGUGCACGGCCAAUCAAGGGACUGCUCAUCUGUCAUUGGUCGCGCAAGGAGAGAGAAUCGAAGGUCCGAGGCGCGAGGCGACUGCUUCCUCGCCCUGUAGAGCCUGGGCAACCAGCUGCAGCGACGCCCCUCCCCGCUGCUGCUGUACUGCCACAGCAUCAUCCCUAUCUGCUGCCUGUGCAUCUUGUCCCGGCAGCUCCUCUCCGUCAUGGACCUGCACUUCUCAGCUACGUCCCUCAAGGUAACGUGCAGCUGAGCGCGGUCACUCAAGUACCAGUGCAGCUGAGCACUGUCACUCAAGUACCAGUGCAGCUGAGCACGGUCACCCAACUACCGGUUCAGCUGAGUGCUGUCACCCAAGUACCAGUGCAGCUUACCGCGGUCACUCAAGUACCAGUGCAGCUGAACCCGGUCACCCAAGUACCAGUGCAGCUGAACCCGGUAACUCAAGUACCAGUGCAGCUUAGCACGGUCACCCAAGUACCAGUGCAGCUGAACCCGGUCACUCACGUACCAGUGCAGCUUAGACCGGUCACUCAAGUACCAGUGCCGCUGAGCGAGAUCAUACAAGUACCCGUGAUGCCAACCAACCUCCCUCGUGGACCUUUAUUGCUGAGCGAGAUCCCUCACGGAUCUUGGCUCCUGAACCAGUUACCUCAUGGAGAAAUACUGGUGAGCGAGAUUCCUCACGGAUCUUUUCUGCUGAGUGGGGUCAUUCGCGGACCUGUUGUGGUGAACGAAGUACCACAAGGACCCUUGCGGCCGAACGAGGUCCCUCACGGAUCUAUUGUGGCGAACGAAGUACAACAAGGACCCUUGCCACUGAACGAGGUCCAUCGCGGACCUGUUGUGGGGAACGAAGUACAACAAGGACCCUUGCUGCUGAAUGAGGUCCCUCAGAGAACUGUGGUGGCGAACGAAGUACAACAAGGACCCUUGCCGCUAAACGAGGUCCCUCACGGACCUGUUGUGGCGAACGAAGUACAACAAGGACCCUUGCCACUGAACGAGGUCCAUCACAGACCUGUUGUGGCGAACGAAGUACAACAUGGACCCUUGCGGCUGAACGAGGUCCAUCACAGACCUGUUGCGGCGAACGAAGUACAACAAGAACCCUUGCCACUGAACGAGGCUCCUCGCGUACAUGUUUGGAUGAACGAAUUACAACGAGGGCCCUUGCCGCUGAACGAGGUCCAUCACAGACCUGUUGUGGGGAACGAAGUACAUCAAGGACCCUUGCUGCUGAAUGAGGUCCCUCAGAGACUUGUGGCGAACGAAGUACAACAAGAACCCUUGCCACUGAACGAGGCCCCUCCCGUAAAUGUUUGGAUGAACGAAUUACAACGAGGGCCCUUGCCGCUGAACGAGGUCCAUCGCAGACCUGUUGUGGGGAACGAAGUACAACAAGGACCCUUGCCGCUGAACGAGGUCCCUCACGGACCUUUUGUGGGGAACGAAGUACAACAAGGACCCUUUAAGCUGAAUGAGGUCCAUCACAGACCUGUUCUGGUGAACGAAGUACAACAAGGACCCUUGCCGCUGAACGAUGUUCCUCACGGACCUUUUGUGGGGAACGAAGUACAACAAGGACCCUUGCAGCUGAAUGAGGUCCAUCACAGACCUGUUCUGGUGAACGAAGUACAACAAGGACCCGUGCCGUUGAACGACGUCUCUCGCAGCCCUGUUGUGGAGAAUGAAGUCCAUCAAGGACCUGCGCUGCCGAGAGAUAUCCCACGUGGACUUGUGACGCUGAAGGAGAUCCCUCGCGGAUCUUUGAUCCUGUGCCAGUUACCUCACGGACUUUCGCUGCUGAACGAGAUACCUCAGGGAUCUUUUCUGCUGCGCGAGCUCCCUUGCGGAUCGGUUGUGCAGAACGAGGGCAACCAAGGGCCUGUGUUGCUGAACGAGGUCUCUGAAGGACCUGUGCAUCUGAACGAGGUCGCUCAUGGUUUAGUCUAUCUGAGUGAGGUCCCUGAAGGGUCUUUGCUUGUGAGGCAAGUAUCUGAUGGAUCUGAGUUGCUGAGUGAGAUCCCUCAUGGGUCUUUGAUGCUGAACGAGGUCCCUCGUGGACCUGUGCAGCCUAGUGGGAUACCUCAUAGACUUGUGACGCUGAGCGAAGUCCCUCGCGGGUCGUUUUACGUGAACCAAUUACCUAAUGGAACUGUUAUGUUGAGCGAGAUCCCAAAUGGAUCUUUGUUGCUAAACUAUAUCCCCCAAGGACCUCUGCUCUAAAUGCAGCCCCUUUUUGACCUGUGCUCUCGAGGGAGGUCCAGGCUGCUUCAUCCAGUUAUAUCGCCAUCGUUUCUUAACAAUAUCUUCCUUGUAACUAUAGCACUACAGAGACACUUUUUCCUGCACUAUCGCAGGCACUUUUGUACUAGAUAAAAAUACUUUUUGUCAAUCUU
Molecule: messenger RNA, 3128 nt
Organism: Bacillus rossius redtenbacheri
Lineage: Eukaryota; Metazoa; Arthropoda; Insecta; Phasmatodea; Bacillidae
Product: MAGE-like protein 2
Exons: 9
Coding region: 1-2955 (984 amino acids)
Source: RefSeq, a predicted model, not a curated record